AUGGCACUUGACAUUUCUGGAAAUAAUUACUUGUCAUGGGUACUCGACGUUGAAAUUCACCUUGACACUAAAGGUCUUGGUGCCACUAUUACAAAUGGUAAUACAGUGUCGAGUCAGGACAAAGCGAAGGCAAUGAUUUUCCUUCGUCAUCAUAUGGAUGAAGGAUUGAAGGUUGAAUACCUUACCAUGAAAGAUCCACUUGGAUUUUGGACUGGUUUUAAGGAAAGGGGAUUUAAAAAGUAUUCUGAGUUGAUCUCAUGCCUUCUUGUGGCUGAGCAACAUAAUACUCUCUUAUUGAAAAAACAUGAGGCCCGUCCUAUGGGAACUGCUCCGUUAACGGAAGCAAAUAAGGUUGAAGCACAGGACCAGUUUGAAAGAAGACAAAACAAAAAUCAAGGUCAAAAUAAUGUGCGUGUGGACGUGGCAAUGGCAGAUGACGAUAUAAUAAUCAUCGUGGUGGUGGUCGCCACAAAAGGGAGAACAAUAUGGGUUCUCAAAGCAAUACUUCAAGAGGCAAUUGUCAUCGUUGUGGCAUGA
Molecule: messenger RNA, 537 nt
Organism: Solanum pennellii
Lineage: Eukaryota; Viridiplantae; Streptophyta; Magnoliopsida; Solanales; Solanaceae
Exons: 2
Coding region: 1-537 (178 amino acids)
Source: RefSeq, a predicted model, not a curated record